This is a messenger RNA of Parastagonospora nodorum SN15, 2805 nucleotides long. RefSeq lists its product as hypothetical. The transcript has 7 exons. The record is from RefSeq and is a predicted model, not a curated record. Gene Ontology annotation, biological process: chitin catabolic process; carbohydrate metabolic process. Gene Ontology annotation, cellular component: extracellular region. Gene Ontology annotation, molecular function: chitinase activity; chitin binding. Bases 1 to 2805 code for a protein of 934 amino acids. Lineage: Eukaryota; Fungi; Ascomycota; Dothideomycetes; Pleosporales; Phaeosphaeriaceae.
AUGUCCUAUGAUUUGCAUGGCACCUGGGAUAAAGGCAACAAAUGGACAGGCGCGUCGCUCAAUUCGCAUACCAACUUAACGGAGGUUGAUCUCGCUAUGGAUCUGCUCUGGAGAAAUGACGUCGACCCAACGAAAGUGGUUUUAGGUCUUGCUUUCUACGGUCGUGCAUUCUCCAUGACGAGCGAGACCUGCAGUACGCCCGGAUGCGCGUAUGAAUCCGGUGCUCAGAAAGGUAAAUGUAGUCGGGAAGUCGGCAUCCUUCUAAAUUCAGAAAUCGACGAUAUAAUCAAGGAAAAGGGUGUCAACCCGAUUCUCUACAAGAAGGAAGCCGUAAAGGUCGCUACCUGGGGCAACCAAUGGGUUGCAUAUGACGAUGAAGAGACGCUCACAAUGAAAUCUGAGUAUGCUCAGACCUUGUGUCUGGGAGGUUUGAUGGUUUGGGCGAUCAGCCACGAUACGAAAGACGCUAAAUAUCACAAAGCUCUCGCCAAGGCGGCAAACCGCAAGAUCUCGUCGCUGCCAAUGACCGAUGGGUCAGGCAACGCUUUCGAGAACCUGGAAGUCUCUCAAGACCAAUGCAAAUGGACCAAUUGUGGAGAUAGCUGUCCUUCGGGAUGGGUACAUAUUAAACGCAGCGAUGAACGAGCCAAGCAAGACGAGUACAUGUACGAUGAGUCUAGCUGCGGUCCGAAGGGAGUCAAUAACUUCUGCUGUCCCGCGAGUUCAUCCCAACCAAGUUGUGGUUGGUAUACACAGAAGAACGGGAACUGCGACUCGACUUGUCCGAAAGAUAUGGUUGAGAUUGGAUCGUACAACAAAAACUGCAAAAAGGCGGGCACAUACCAAUCGGCUUGCUGUAGUGCCAAUUACAAAAGCAUGAAACUUUACACCAAGGGCGAAUGGGGGAAAUACCCCAUGUGCGAGGAAACAUCAUCGUGUCCAUCCGGAGACUCCAAGAAGAGUACCCUCCUUGGAAGUGCAAACGCAGGUAGUGGCCAAGCUAUCUGUAAUGCCUACUACAAAGGACAGGUCUUGCCAAAAGACCCGCCAAACGAACGCAAGUUCUGCUAUGACGACAGCAACUCUGAAGAACGGUUCUCAGACUGUAUCUGGUAUGCAGGAGUUGGUACCAUGCUUCCUGGCGCCCCCGCAAAUUGGUGUCUGAGUGGUUGUCCCAACAAUCGCGUACGAAUAGGAAUGGGCUACGACAAGGAUUGCGCCAAUUUUUCCUAUCGAGCACUUUGCUGUGUGCCGCACAUGACGGACAUCAUUCAGGUCGAGAACCCAAAGCUAAAUGAGUAUCGUAACUCUCUUGAGGAAUACCUGAAGAACCCGAGAUGCGAGGUUCCCGAACCUUUCACAAAACGCAGCUCGCCCUCCUUGAUCAAGAGAGCAGAGAAAUGGCCAUACGACAUUACUGGGCAAAUUUUACUUCUGCUGCUUACGAACAGCGCUGGAGGUGCAAUGCUUGAUUCGAUGCAGGAGAUCUGGAAUAAAGCAAUGGGAGAUAAGUACAGCUACCUGCAUUUCCCAUCCUUCCGCAAGUAUGCACAAAGUCUCAAUGUGUAUACAUCACAUGGGCCUAUCGCGCUGGCUGAAAAGAUUAAGUGCAAUCUUAAUUACUGGAACGCCCGCGCCUCGAACGGAACUAAGAAAACCAUUGUUUGCAACGACGUUCCCUGCUCAGGGGAAUUGUGCACCUAUGAACAGCUGGAGCGACGCAGCGAAACCUUUUCACCCUCGAAGCACUUCGAUCAUGACCAUGGCCAUCGUCAUAGUCAUCUUCAUUACCAUCCUGGACAGGGGGAGAAUAAGCAGACUACUAGAGACGUUGUACUCAAGAAGAGGGCUCGGUACUACGCCGCGUCUCUUGAAGGAGCUGAUGGAGAAACCGCGGAAAUUACGAUGACUCUACCAAACCACCAAUCUUUCAAUGACAUGGAUGGUGAAAUUCCAGCCAUGGACGAGGUCCUUGACUAUGAUGACCUUGAUGACUGUGGUAACCCGCGUAUUGCGCACUACCAACUCCCUUCUUCUAGAGAAUUUGAAGUCGAACAUGUUAUUGAUGGUCAGCUCAUUGCAGCGUUCCUGAGCGAUGCUUCACGGGGCAGACUUCGCAGUGGUGCUACCGCGACAACUGCGCGGGUAGCAAUCUCGUAUUUCAAACAAGCACGAACCGCACCCGUGCUUCAGAACGCACCACCACUACCAGGUGUCGGCGACCCAAAUACAGAUUCAGGACUGCGGUUUGUAUACGGACGCGUUAUGGAGAUCAUCGGGACUAGGACGAACAAUGUGUUUGUUGUGGGGCUCGAGAGAAAGAUUCAUAGGUACAAAACCCCGAUAAUGAUGAAUAGGGACCCCAUGAAGGAACAAGACUUGUUGAAGUCUGCUAAAAGCGGGACCCAUGAUGGUGCGCAAGAGGUGCUGGAUGCGAUCAGAGGUACUAUUGCUGUACUUCUAUACCUGAAUCGUCUGGCUGUACCAAACGUCAACGGAAACCUAGCCGCAAUCGCGAACAACAUCCACGCCCAAUGGGCGCAUUCUCAGGCAAUCUACAAUGCAGCUCACCCCAACGAGCCAACGACAAUAGCUGAAUUCUGGUCGGAGUGGACAAAAGAUGCCUACGGCAACUGGUUCGUCACCAAAUAUAGAACUUGGUGCGAGAGGACAAUCAAUACCAUGAGGCAAUAUUGGGCGACCAGAACGGGCGACGAAGCCCAGAGUAUCCUCGACGCACUAAACAGCUUGGAAACGUACUUGAACAGACUGCCAGAGUGGAUCGACACAACACAAAUUAUUUGA